Molecule: messenger RNA, 1812 nt
Organism: Acanthochromis polyacanthus (spiny chromis)
Lineage: Eukaryota; Metazoa; Chordata; Actinopteri; Pomacentridae
Gene: ptgis
Product: prostaglandin I2 (prostacyclin) synthase
Exons: 10
Coding region: 199-1671 (490 amino acids)
Biological process (GO): prostaglandin biosynthetic process
Molecular function (GO): iron ion binding; monooxygenase activity; prostaglandin-I synthase activity
Source: RefSeq, a predicted model, not a curated record
UGACUUGCUAGGGACAUGGGGGUUUUGUGGUGUCUGACACUGUCUGUUGUAGCAGAGUGUUGCAUAACACUUUUGUCACCAGCCACACCUUUCCGCGCCCCCUGACAAGUGGUAGUUACAGCUAAGCCGGGCUCAGAGCUAUAAGUGAGUUGCCAGCAGCUAUGGAGUAAAUUAUCUACAGGACAGCUCAACAGAAACAUGCUGUGGACUAUAUUUCUACUUCUUAAUGGACUGCUUAUACUAAUUCUCAUUUACUCCUCUCGCACAAGACAAAAAAAUGAGCCUCCUCUGGACAAAGGUUUCCUUCCGUGGCUGGGGCAUGCUCUGGAGUUUGGAAAAGAUGCUGCAAAGUUUUUGGGGCGGAUGAAAGAAAAACAUGGAGAUAUAUUCACAGUCCGUGUUGCUGGUCAUUAUGUGACAGUGCUAUUAGACCCGAACUCCUUUGAUAGCGUGCUGAAUGACACAGUCUGCUUCGACUUCUCCCGUAUCAAAAACCAGCUUUUGAAAAGGAUCUUCAGUCUGCAGCUGCCAAACGUCCAACCUACAUCAGAGAGAAAUUGGAUGAAACAGCAUUUUCAAGGCCUCAGUCUCUUCAAGUUCAGCAGCUGUAUGAAUACUCACCUUCAGAACCUGCUCCUCAGUAACAACAAAGGCUGUGGCCCUUCAGAGUGGAGACAGGAUGGACUCUUUAGCCUCUGUUACAGUCUUCUUUUCAGGGCUGGAUAUCUUACAUUGUUCGAGAGGAGAGACAAUAGUGCAGAAGUCUACAAAGAGUUCCGCAAGUUUGAUGAUCUUCUCACCAAAUUGGCUCGUUGCAUGCUCAAAAGAGAGGAAAGGAAGGCAGCCAACUCCUCCCGGGAGCGACUGUGGGAGCUGCUGUCCCCAGGCUGCCUCAGCGGGGGGUCGCAGGGAAACUCCUGGCAGCAGAGUUACCAUCGCUUCCUGCAGGAGGAGGGGAUAGAUGCAGAAAUGCAGAAAAAAGCCGCGCUGCUGCAGCUGUGGACCACACAGUGCAAUGCUGGACCUGCUGCCUUUUGGCUCCUUGGCUUCCUGCUCACUCACCCCGAGGCCAUGGAGGCUGUUAAGUCAGAGAUCAGAGGCCUUUCCGCUCUCCAGGAUACUUCCCUACAGCAUCCCCUCAUCAGCUUGCUGGAAGCACACAGCACACCUGUGUUUGAUAGCGUUCUGAGUGAGACCCUACGACUCACCGCUGCGGUAAUGAUCAACAGGGAGGUGGUGCAGGACAAGAUCCUGCGCCUGGCCAACGGACAGGAGUACCACCUCAGACGAGGGGAUAGAGUGUGCCUGUUCCCCUUCAUCAGCCCUCAGACGGACCCACAGAUACACCAAGAACCACAGGUUUUCAAAUAUGAUCGCUUCCUAAAUGAAGAUAUGACAGUGAAGGAUACAUUCUACAAGGAUGGGAAAAUGCUCAAGUACGGCACCAUGCCUUGGGGUGCAGGGAGGAACAGCUGCGUUGGAAAAGAGUUUGCCGUUACAACCAUUAAACAAUUCGUGUUCCUGUUAAUGACACAUCUUGAUCUGGAGAUGUGCAACCCCAAGGCUAAACUGCCACCAGUUAAUCCCAGUCGCUACGGCUUUGGGAUGCUGCAGCCAGACGGAGAUCUGCAGGUCCGAUACAGACUGAAGAGGACGCAGCAUGAAAUAUGACUUGAUGAAUACAAACAGUGACUGACAAACCUUUUUGCACUGAAUGUAAUGUAGCACUAUUUAUUCCAUGUCAUAUUUAAUCAGUUCAGUUAUUAAUCAUAUUUAACUUUGUUGUAUAUAAAUUAUUAAUUAAUAAAAAUU